Molecule: messenger RNA, 1189 nt
Organism: Sorghum bicolor (sorghum)
Lineage: Eukaryota; Viridiplantae; Streptophyta; Magnoliopsida; Poales; Poaceae
Product: meiotic nuclear division protein 1 homolog
Exons: 10
Coding region: 333-911 (192 amino acids)
Biological process (GO): reciprocal meiotic recombination
Cellular component (GO): nucleus
Molecular function (GO): double-stranded DNA binding
Source: RefSeq, a predicted model, not a curated record
UUUGGGGCGUUUAGGGUUUGUUUUCUUUCCCACCGUUUGCUUGCAAUAGACUUCCACUGAAUCGCCACUGAGAAACUGCCACCAGAUUAGUGAUGAUAGGUUAGAGGCAUCGACUCAACCUUGGGUCUCUAGUGUUACGGGUGUUUCAGCAAUAAUUUCUACGGGUAUAAGAAAUUUCAGGUGUGUGAAUCAGAUGAUUAGCAGUUAAGAGAGUCCGAGUCCGUGUCAACUUUGGGUCUCUGGUGUUACGUGUCUUUCAGCAAUAACUCCCACGGUAUACAAAAUUUCAGUCUAAGAAGAGGGGGCUUUCGUUGGAGGAGAAACGGGAGCAAAUGCUUCAAAUAUUUUAUGAGAGCCAGGACUUCUUUCUGCUUAAGGAGCUAGAGAAAAUGGGUCCUAAAAAGGGAGUGAUUAGUCAGUCUGUGAAGGAUGUGGUGCAAAGCCUGGUGGAUGAUGAUCUUGUCUUGAAGGACAAAAUUGGGACUUCUGUGUACUUUUGGAGUCUUCCAAGUUGUGCUGGGAACCAGCUGAGGAAUACUUACAACAAGCUGGAAUCUGAUCUUUCAAACUCUAGAAAGCGUUACAUGGAGCUUGUUGAACAUAGAGACAACUUGAAAAGAGGCCGGGAAGACUCUGAAGAGAGGGAAGCUGCUCUGGAGGGGCUGAAGGCUGUAGAGCUACACCAUAAGAAACUCAAGGAGGAACUGGGUGCAUAUGCAGAUAGUGAUCCAGCUGCAGUAGAAGCAAUGAGGGAUGCUAUUGAUGUUGCUCAUUCAGCAGCUAACAGGUGGACAGACAACAUUUUCACUUUGCAACAAUGGUGUUCAACCACAUUCCCAGAAGCAAAAGAGCAACUUGAACAUAUGUACAGGGAGGUUGGGAUCACCGAAGAUUUUGAGUACCUGCAGUGAUGUCCAACAGCCUAUUACAGCAUUGAAUGUGCCGCAGAAUGUUGGAUCUACCACAGAUACAAGUUUAUCAUGUUGCUGUUAUGUGAGCAGUUGUCUGCAGUAAAUAGUUUUAGUAUCAUUGAGAUGUUUGGCAACAAUGACCCAACAAUGUGGCCACAUUCAUGUUAGGGAUUAUACUAUUUCUAGAUGGUACCAAGUAGUCUUUCUCCUGCAAUGCUUCAACACUUUAUUAAAGCCUCGAUUUUAUCGAAUGUAUAUUUCUUUGCUGAUGAUGGGAA